Molecule: messenger RNA, 1201 nt
Organism: Scaptodrosophila lebanonensis
Lineage: Eukaryota; Metazoa; Arthropoda; Insecta; Diptera; Drosophilidae
Exons: 1
Coding region: 46-1179 (377 amino acids)
Source: RefSeq, a predicted model, not a curated record
ACAAAAUUCUCCAUACGAGUAGUUAAGAAAUUUUUGGUGCCGAUAAUGGAAUACGUUUGCAAAAUCCUAAGUUAUGAUCUGUACGCGCCCUUCGCAAAGCUCUACGAAGGCACUAAAGGCAAUUCUUACAAUUCAGCGAAUGUGCAUAUUAUUGAUCAUCCUAGUUAUACGAUACGACACAGUUACCCGGGCCGUGUAGUCACCUAUGAUGCCGAGGCGAUCAAUGAGCCCAGGUGCAUACGUGAGUCCGACUUACAGGGUAGUCUAAUGAAUACGAUUUUGGAAAAAGUGGGAAACUGCGAGGACAAAGAACCGACUACUAGGGAGGAGGAUGAAAGUCUUUUUGAUCGCAUAUACGAGGAACAUCAUGCGACUCGGAAUGCCUGUCCCAGCUGCUGUAAAAAAGAGGAAAAGAAGAGAGACGAGUGUUGCAAGGCCGAAGAGGACGAGGAAGACCAAGAAGGCGAGGAAGAUGAAGGCGAUGAAGAUGAGGAGGAAGAGGGAGAGGACGAGGAGGAGGAGGAGGAGAAUGAAGACGAGGAAGAAUGCGACAACUGUGCUCAAAACACAAAUUGUGUGCCUAAGAAGACCUUCAAGACGCCUUGUGCUAAAAAAUGUAAGCCAAAGCGUAGGAUUCAAUGUCCUUUAAAGGCAGGCAAGCAAAUGAAGCAGCCAUGUCAUGCAGCAGCAAGUUGCAAGCCACAAAAAGCGUCCAUGUUGGGUACUGUAAAGGAAGUGCUCACGGGCCUAUUCAGCUGUCAGGAGAAGUCCUGUUGCAAGAAAGAGAAAGAUGAGUCAAAAUUAAAGGAUAUUGAUGCGUGUGCCAAGAAGCGGUAUGAGGCUUGCCUAAGCAGCUGUCAGGAUACACCGAGCUGGGAGGAGUUGACGCCCGCUCAGAAAUUGAGGUACCACUGGCUGAUACUGACCAGCGAGGAACCACGACGCACACCUUUCGAGAACUUUUGUCAAUGGUACGUCAAAAAUCUUCGCAGCGACUAUCCUAGAGGCGGGGCGAGGCGCAAGAGAUGCGAGGCCCGCAUGUAUUGGCGUGCCUUUGGACAUUGCGAACGCUUGCCAUUCAUCCUUUUGUCCUUGAUCUAUCAUGUGGUCAAUGAUAAAAUCGAUGUGUGCGAUCACUGUGCUGUACGUGAUUUCUUCGCCAAGCACCGAGUACAUUGAGAAUAAAGAGCUUUGACCUUGA